Molecule: messenger RNA, 2003 nt
Organism: Monomorium pharaonis (pharaoh ant)
Lineage: Eukaryota; Metazoa; Arthropoda; Insecta; Hymenoptera; Formicidae
Product: superoxide dismutase [Cu-Zn]
Exons: 3
Coding region: 649-1302 (217 amino acids)
Biological process (GO): removal of superoxide radicals
Molecular function (GO): superoxide dismutase activity; copper ion binding
Source: RefSeq, a predicted model, not a curated record
AUCGCGAUGCGCCGCACAAACCGAAUGUGUCCGAGAGGAGGAAAAAAAGGAGGGAACGCGCGUGGCGUUUUCGCGUUACACGCAAUAUCGCCGAUCGCGGGCCGCGUCUCGUGAAAUCGGUAUCGCUCGUCCGCGAUCGGAGACCCCCUGGUCUGCUAAUGGCGCUUUCCCCCCCUCGGGCUUGGCACCCAGGUACAACCUGCCUUGUCCUCGUCGUGACUCGCCGAUGACGCAACGCAUAAAUACACGCCACGGGGAAUCGAAUCGGUGGCCUCUAGUUUUCUGCUGCUGAUGCUGCUGCUGCUGCUGCUGCUGCCACUUCUUCUUCGUCUCUUCUUCUGCUCCGAGGAGAGCAGUCUUCGAAGAGCGGCGGUCCCGGAGGCAGCUCCUUGAUCGGUACGGCUCCGGAGAUCGUUAUCGUGAGAAGUGGAUGAAUCUCGGUCUGGCAGAUCUCGUGGCGAUCGGGUCGGGAAGGAGGAGGUAGCAGACAGGGCGAGGAGAAGGAGGAAGGAGAAACACAGAUCUCGGAGACGCGGUCUCAGGUCCUGCCGUCAGACUCGCUUUACCCUCCGCUUGACUUGGAGGACUCCUCGCGAGGACCAAAAAUCGCUGCUCAAUCCUUCCGACACACCCCCUUAAGCUCGCGAGAUGUGGCGGCUGUCGAUACUGAUCGGUAUGAUCGCGAUCGCGAGGGCCGGGCCGUACGCGGACAGGCCGACGGCGGACUCGGUGAACGACAGGACGCUGUUCAUCAGGAGUCUGCCGGGUUAUCCUGGGACCAGGAGCGAUCUCUACGAGGUCUACAUGGAACCGUAUUAUUUCGCAAUUGGUCUGAAGGCCGUGGUAGAGAUGAAAGCUCUCGAUGAGAAUGGCUCGCCGGUGGACGGGCCGCGAGGGAUGCUGACGUUGGAGCAGCAUCCCGAGGGGGUCAGGGUCACGGGCACGAUCACGGGGUUGAAUUCGGGCUUGCACGGGUUCCACGUGCACGAGAAAGGGGAUCUGAGGAAAGGCUGCAAUUCGGCCGGCUCGCAUUUCAAUCCGUACAUGGUGAAUCACGGCGCACCGAGCGAUCCGUUACGUCACGUCGGCGAUCUCGGCAAUAUUGAGGUCGGGCAGGACGGAGUGGCGCGUAUCGACGGCAUGGACCACUAUCUGAGCCUGGUGGGCGUCCGGGGUGCGAUCGGCAGGGCCCUGGUGAUUCACGCGAAGCCCGACGACCUCGGCCGUGGCGGCACCGAGGAAAGCCUGAAGACCGGAUCGGCGGGCGAGCGCGUCGCCUGCGGUGUCAUCGGGUUCUUGUAAAGGGAUUUUUGGCGAACGGCGAAUUCGGCUACUGCAUGCACUAAAUACGCACUGUAAGCUGCCGUGCUCAGCUCGCGUGAGAAGAUGCUGCGUAGCAACGCAGGAUCUUGGGUACGAUGCAGACUUUGAUGAAUGAGACAAUAAAUAUACUUUCUGAGAAACCGAAAUUAUCGUUUCUAUUGGAACUCAAUCGGAAUGUCACUCUAUAUCUCAGUUUUGUAUAUUUUUAAAUGCACUAUUUCAAAUACUAAUAUUUUAAUAAUUUUUAAAUUAAUCGCUUGAUAAUAUAUUUUAAUAACUACAUUUCGAAUCUUGGCAGUUUCUGUUAAUAUAUUAUAUGUACGUAAUUUAAAAUUAUGAAUAUUUAUUACAUAAUGUUUAUUCAUUUGUUAUUAAUAAAAAUAGCAUAAGGAGCUGUUUUUAAACUGGAUAUACGUGAAAUAAAAUAUAAUCAUCAUGAAUGUUAUUCGAGUAACGCGAUUGUUAUAAUAUAAUUAAUUUUAUUCAGUUAAAGUAAUUAUUUGUAAUAUAUUUCGAGGUUUAUAUAGCUAAAUUUGUAUAACAGCCUGCAGAUUGUGCGCGCUAGUGCAUCCAUCCAAAUUCGCUAAAAGAGAGCGUACCGCAACUUCGUUCACUACUAAUUUAAUUGCGCCCAUUUGUAUCGAUCAAUAAAUCACGAAUGUAAUCGAGCACCUAUCAAA